CACUAAUUUGAUCUUAUUUAUGGCAGAUUUUAUCAGUGACAUAGCAAAAUGUUAGGAAGGACAAUAGUUUCAGGGACUUUUAUAUUUUGUGUCAUUGAAUGUUUUGUUUUUGAUGCAUCACCGUCAUCAACAUCAAAUAAACUACCAUUAGUUUUAACUACGUGGCCUUAUCAAGAUGCUGUUACAGCAGGAUGGAUGUCUAUAACGAGUGGCAACACAGCUAUUGACGCGGUCGAGGCGACGGGACAUUCUUGUGAAAUGUCUGCCUGCCGACACACCGUCGGAUUUGGCGGCAGUCCAGACGAAAAUGGUGAAACAACACUUGACGCAAUGAUAAUGGACGGCGUUACACAUAACGUAGGCGCAGUUGGUGGGCUUCGUAGAAUUAAACAGGCCAUAUCUGUAGCCCGAAAAGUACUUGACAACACGGAUCACACACUGUUGGUUGGGGACGCAGCAACAAAAUUUGCUGUUGACAUGGGUUUCACCGAGGAAAAUCUAACAACAUCAUAUUCUGAGCAAUUGUGGGAAUUAUGGAGAAACGCAAGCUGCCAACCAAAUUUCCGUGAAAACGUUUCUCCUGAUCCAAGAAAAUUGUGUGGUCCAUACCAUCCAAUCAAAAGUUCCGUUGCUUCGGGUGAUGAGUUUCGAGUGAUAGCCAAUGAGAAUAAUCAUGACACAAUUGGAAUUAUUGCUAUUGACGCACAAGGGACAGUCGCUUCAGGAGCGUCAACAAAUGGUCUAACAUACAAAGUUCCUGGGCGUGUAGGUGAUACACCAAUUGCCGGAGCUGGUUCAUACGCCGACACCGACAUAGGGGCAGCAGCAUGUACAGGGAAUGGUGACAUUAUGAUGAGAUUUCUUCCUAGUUACCAGGCAGUGACGUUGAUGGGCACUGGAAUGUCUCCAACGGACGCUGCCACAGCAGCUAUCAACGCAAUUCGCCGGAAAUACCCGACAUUUAAAGGAGCGGUAGUUGCAGCUAACAAAAACGGGGAGUAUGGUGCUGCGUGUCAUCUUUGGACAAACUUUGCAAUCACUGUAAGGACGCCGGCUCUUCACAACACUACAGUUUUACAUAUAACAUGCUCACAAUACACAAUAAUGUAA
Ruditapes philippinarum (Manila clam) is the source of this 1110-nucleotide messenger RNA. RefSeq names its product N(4)-(Beta-N-acetylglucosaminyl)-L-asparaginase-like. The transcript has 8 exons. Gene Ontology annotation, biological process: protein deglycosylation. Gene Ontology annotation, molecular function: N4-(beta-N-acetylglucosaminyl)-L-asparaginase activity. The record is from RefSeq and is a predicted model, not a curated record. NCBI's taxonomy places the organism in Eukaryota, Metazoa, Mollusca, Bivalvia, Venerida, Veneridae. The coding region runs from base 49 to 1110 and encodes 353 amino acids.